GAUCAGGGCGAUGAUGAGAGUGGGGAGGAGGCAACAGCAGCAGAGGAGGAAGUUAUCAUCAAGGAGGCUCUUCCGUACGAUUCUCUUCAGCCUCGCCUUCAUUGCCCUCGUCCCUCCCAUUUUCUUCAUCUUCAAGCUCAAAUCAUUUCGUCUCACUCAAUUGCGAAAGUGUGGUUGGCUAAAUAGUCCUCCUCUUGUAUGUGCCCAUGGCGGUGACUCAACUUCCGCCUUUCCAAACACGAUUGCUGCAUAUCACUCUGCUCUUAAUUCUCAAGUAGAUUGCAUUGAGAUUGAUGUUUCUCGUUCUUCAGAUGGGGUUCUGCUUGCUUUCCAUGACAGGGAUUUGCAGCGGAUAUCUGGAAACAGCACCUCUAAGGUUGGCCACUACAGCAUGAAAGAGAUAAAACAUCUCGGUUCCAUUUAUCCAUCUGCAAAGUUCCAUGAUGCAAAUAUUCCAACAAUUGAAGAGGCUCUGGAGUUGGUAUCAAGUUCAGUUAGGCAGGUGGUGUUAGAUGUGAAAGUCGGGCCUCCAUCAUAUGAAAAAGGUCUUGCAGUGGAUGUUCUUGCUGUUGUUGAGAAGAUGCAGUGUCGGAAUUGUAUCGUAUGGGCCAAAAGUGACAACCUAGUGAGGGAUAUGAUCAGACUAUCCUCAGAUGUCAUGGUGGGGUACAUUGUUAUGAUGGACCAGUCAACUGGGGUAAGGAGCAACUUACUGAGGAUGAGAGAUGCUCGUGUUGUUGGUGUGUACCAUCCCUUGAUCGAUGAAAAGCUUGUGCGAACUCUCCAUGGGAGAAAUAAGAAGGUAUACGCGUGGACUGUCGAUGAUGUGGAGUCCAUGGAAAAUAUGUUGUCCGAGCACGUAGAUGCAAUUGUGACAAGCAACCCGAGUACGCUUCAAGGUCUAAUGGAAGAUACAAGAAGACUGUGCCUUGAGCAUGGUUUCUCAUUAUCAGAAUAACAUGUUUGAUUGACUCUAGACUCACAAAAGGAUACCUAUCAGCGUACAUAAACACAAGGGUUUCAACUUCUGUGUCGCCUGGUUCGAAGGUGACGCAACUCGAAUGGAGGUUUGAUGAAGAUUUGUUGCAUAAUAUGGAGGGCUACAAAUCAUGCCCAUUUCUUGUUAGGAAAAUGAAGAUGAAGACGAAUGUUAUCUUAUCUACCGAUCAACUAAUACUGAGAAUUGUAGUGGGUUAAUUUAAAUAGGCCCCAAGAAACAAUUGACUAUUAUGAUCAUGAUUUGGACUUUUGGAGCAUUUCGCCUUCCACGUUGCUCUAU
This is a messenger RNA of Argentina anserina (silverweed cinquefoil), 1279 nucleotides long. RefSeq names its product glycerophosphodiester phosphodiesterase GDPD4. The record is from RefSeq and is a predicted model, not a curated record. Gene Ontology annotation, molecular function: phosphoric diester hydrolase activity. NCBI's taxonomy places the organism in Eukaryota, Viridiplantae, Streptophyta, Magnoliopsida, Rosales, Rosaceae. Gene Ontology annotation, biological process: lipid metabolic process. The coding region runs from base 11 to 958 and encodes 315 amino acids. The transcript is spliced from 9 exons.